Molecule: messenger RNA, 3983 nt
Organism: Neoarius graeffei (lesser salmon catfish)
Lineage: Eukaryota; Metazoa; Chordata; Actinopteri; Siluriformes; Ariidae
Gene: xylt1
Product: xylosyltransferase I
Exons: 11
Coding region: 75-2801 (908 amino acids)
Biological process (GO): chondroitin sulfate proteoglycan biosynthetic process; heparan sulfate proteoglycan biosynthetic process
Cellular component (GO): membrane
Molecular function (GO): protein xylosyltransferase activity
Source: RefSeq, a predicted model, not a curated record
CUGGGUUCGGCCGAGUCACACGAGCGCGCGCGCAGAGGGAGAGAACAGGAGGCACCGGAGCAGCGCGAGGCGGGAUGAUGGCCGGCGGUCCGUGCGCGCGCAAGUCGGCUCGGCGCUCGCGCUCGGCGCUGAUCGCUGCGCUCACCGUGCUGCUCGUGCAGACGCUCAUCGUGUGGAACUUCAGCAGCCUGGACUCCGGGGACUCCGGGGACGGCGGGGGCGCGGGGGGCGGGGAGAAGAGACACCGGCUCGGGGGGAACAAAGCGCUCGGCGGCUCCCCGGGAGUCCAGAGGAGGCAGCAGCGGCGGCAGCAGCAGCUCGGGAGAGCGACCCGCACACACACACUGCAGCCGGAUGUCUACUACUCACAUCGUCCCAAGGAGAAGGUCCGUGUGGACAGCAACAACGAGAACUCUGUGCCCAAAGACUUUGAGAGCAUCGACAACAGUAACUUCGCGGCACGUCUUCAGACACAGCGUCACGUCUCCAACAAGCGGCAACAGGAGACGCCCGAGAAGGCCAAGAGCUCCAACGAGCUCGUUCACUACGGCCUGAACCGCACAGGGGCGGGGCUCCGUCAUGACUCCGCUCUCACGCCGCUUCCUCCACUUCCACGGCAUCACAACCAACAGGUCAAGAGGUCGGGUGUUGCCACGCCUGAUAUCAAAUAUGACCAGCCACCCAAAUGUGAGAUCACAGGCAAGGAGGCCAUCUCAGCUCUGUCGCGCGCGAAAACCAAGGAGUGCAGACAGCAGAUUGCCGAGGUGUACUGUCGACACAAAGACAAGCAGCUCAUGCCUGAGAAAGUCACUCGCUACUGCCCCCUAGAGGGUAAGGCAAGCGUGAACGUGCACUGGGAGGAGGACUCCAUGGAGACGGUGCCGGCUGUACCUGUGCGUAUCGCCUUUGUGCUGGUGGUCCACGGCCGCGCCUCACGCCAAGUGCAGCGUCUCUUCAAGGCCAUUUACCACACAUCACACUUCUACUACAUCCACGUGGACCAGCGCUCAGACUACCUCCACAGGCAGAUAUUAGUGCUGGCUGAGCGCUAUCCGAACGUCCGUGUGACGACCUGGCGCAUGGCGACGAUCUGGGGUGGAGCCAGCCUUCUCAGCAUGUACCUGCAGAGCAUGAAGGACUUGCUGGCCAUGAGCUCUUGGCCCUGGGACUUCUUCAUCAACCUGAGCGCUGCCGACUACCCCAUCAGGACUAAUGAUCAGCUGGUGGCUUUCCUUUCCAAGUACCGCAACAUGAACUUCAUCAAGUCUCAUGGGAGAGAUAAUGCUCGAUUCAUCAGAAAGCAGGGCCUGGACCGGCUCUUCUUCGAGUGUGAUACACACAUGUGGCGUCUGGGGGACAGGAAGAUUCCAGAAGGCAUCGCUGUGGACGGAGGCUCUGACUGGUUCCUGCUGAACCGCGCCUUCGUGGAGUACGUCAUCAACUCCGAUGAUGACCUGGUGACCAGCAUGAAGCGCUUCUACGCUUACACUCUCUUGCCAGCCGAGUCGUUUUUCCACACGGUGCUGGAGAACAGUCCUCACUGUGAGAGCAUGGUGGACAACAACCUGCGUAUCACUAACUGGAACCGGAAACUGGGCUGUAAGUGCCAGUAUAAGCACAUCGUGGACUGGUGUGGCUGCUCUCCUAAUGACUUCAAACCCUCUGACCUGCCCCGCUUCCAGCAAACAGCUCGGCCCACGUUCUUUGCGCGCAAAUUUGAGGCCAGCGUGAAUCAGGAAAUCGUGAAUCAGCUGGAUACCUUCCUGUUUGGAAGUUACCCUCCUGUAACCCCGGGACUCAAAGCCUACUGGGAGAACAUUUAUGAUGAGCCUGAUGGUGUCCACAGCCUGAGUGAUGCCCUGCUCACCCACUACCAUGCCUUCGCCCGUCUCGGCCUGGCACGAGCUGCCAACUCCCUGCAAGGAGACACCAGCGACAACCGCUGUAGGUACUAUGCCAUGGGACAUCCUGUUGCUAUCCAUAUCUACUUCCUACUUGAUGAAUUCCAGGGUUACCUGGUGAAGCAUCACGCCACCAAUCUGGCUACGAGCAAGCUAGAAACUCUGGAGACCUGGGUGAUGCCUAAGAAGUUCUUCAAAUUCACCAACCCACCGAGCAACUUCAACAGGCUGCAGUUUGCCGAGAUUGGGACAGACUGGGAUGCGAAGGAGAGAAUCUUCCGCAAUUUUGGUAAUCUCAUGGGGCCUCUGGAUGAGCCGGUUGGGAUGCAGAAGUGGGCCAAAGGGUCCAAUGUGACCGUGACAGUGGUGUGGAUUGACCCCACUAACGUGAUCGCUGCCACCUACGACGUCUUGAUUGACGCCACUGCCGAGUUCACACACUACAGGCCUCCGCUGAACACACCACUGCGGCCCGGCAUGUGGACUGUCCGAGUGCUGCACCACUGGAACCCAGUGGCAGAGACGCGCUUCCUCGUCACGCCGCUUACACACCAUAAACACCUGCCCAUCCGCCAAGACGAUGCUUUGAAAGUGCACAAUGGUCCAGCCAAAAACAGCUAUAUGGAGCAGAGCUUCCACGGGCUGAACCCCAUCCUGAACAUCCCGGUGCGUUUGGGCCAGGUGGAGGAGGCGGAGCAUAAUGCUGGGCUGACGGGUAUGCGGUUGGAGCGCUGGGUGGACAGCCUGGUUGGUGAGGUGUGGGCAGCUGCGGACAUUUGCUCGAUGACGCCCUCUGGUUGUCCUGUCCUGCAAUCGUGCAGAGACACGGCAUGGAGCUCGCUCAGCCCCGAUCCCAAAUCACAGCUUGGGCCUCCCAAAGCUAAUGGCACCAUAAGGUAGCAGGAACGCUACCCCUGCCCUGCAUCUCCUGCUGCAUCGCCAUCAUUUUGCUGUUGAUAUUUUUUGUUAUUUAUUUCUUUUAACGUUGCUCAGAUGAAUUUGAGCUGUACAGCCCUUGUCGGGCGAGGGGUAAGACGGCGGACACUGAGGAAUUUUUUUUAAAGCGGAUCUUUAUGAAGUGCUGUUUCAGACUCAUCGUCAUAUGAGUGCAGUUGAGCUUUUUUUCUAUUUAUUUAGGUUUGAGAAUUGAAUAACUGAUCAAAAAUUUUGUUAAACUUGAUAAACAAAAAAAAUUUGAAAAUUAAGAUGCCUUUCGCAUGGACUUUGCUGGGGGCAUUUGUAAGCACAGAACGGACCUCAACAUAGGUACUGUGACCAAAAGGGAUGCAUUUAGGGUAUGCCUUUUUUUAUCUGUGACAACACAGGUGUAUACACACACACACACACACACACAGUAUCGGUGCAGAUGUAUCCAAGAAACGUUAAACUGCAACAUUAAAGGCGAUGAGAUGGGAGUCUCCAGCUGCUCACAGUCGGUAAGGCGCUUUGCCCCCAGCCACAGCAGUCCUUUGUGGGUUGGUCUAUAGGAGUGAACGUCGAGUUAAUUGCCAAGUAGAGUUGAGCUGGGCCACACUCCACAUUUCCACGAGUGCAGGAGCCUAAAGCAGAAUGUGUGUGGGAAGGUUCUUGGAACUGCCAGGCUGUCUGUCUCUAUCUGUCUGUCUCUAUCUGUCUGUCUCUCCUGGCUUUUUCAAACUCCUGACUCUACAGCUUGCCGUUGCCUGCAGGCUGCCUGACUUGAAAUGGAAAGUGUCAGCUGUGCUGGCACACAAAGGGAGAAAAAAAUAUAUAAAAUAAAAAUUAUUUUAUUCUUUUUACUUUAUUUUCCCUGAAGCGGAGGAUUUACUGUGUAGGGUAAGGGUACUGAGUUGGCUAUUUAUUCAUGUGUUUAUAUAAAUGAAAUAGCUAUUUUUUUAGUCAAUGACUAAUGUCUAUAUGCUGUUUUUUGCAGCUCAAAUCAAUACCUUUUUGUAAAAAGAAGCUGCCUUUAUUUACAAAGGCCAUCACCCCGACUUGACUAGAUUAAAAUAAACACGACACAGUAAGAUUGGCAUUAGUAUUAACGUUGCACCCUCCCUGACUUGACCCCACAGCAGACUGAUGAUCUCUUUGUACAACCCC